Molecule: messenger RNA, 1857 nt
Organism: Leptinotarsa decemlineata (Colorado potato beetle)
Lineage: Eukaryota; Metazoa; Arthropoda; Insecta; Coleoptera; Chrysomelidae
Gene: TH1
Product: negative elongation factor complex member TH1
Biological process (GO): negative regulation of transcription elongation by RNA polymerase II
Cellular component (GO): NELF complex; nucleus
Molecular function (GO): RNA binding
Source: RefSeq, a predicted model, not a curated record
GUAUUGCACCCUAGUCAGAGAAUAUCGAAACCUUGCAAAAUGUCCCUAAAAUUACUAAAACAAGCCUAAUUGAACAUCCACCUCUCAAGCACUUAACAUAGCUAUAAAAUGUUAAACUGUCGUUGACGUUUUGCCCUCUAACGAGACGGUCACGCCGAUGGUGGUCUUCAUCGUUUAACUUACGGUAGUAGUUCGUGCCAAUAAUAAAAUAAGAAGUUUGAGGUUGGAUUUGAUAAACAAUUUUUUUGAAUGUUUUGGAGUAUUUGGUAAUUCAUGAGGGACAAAAUCUGAUAAUACAUUAUAGUAAUUGACAAUAACAUGGAUGAUGAAUAUGACGAUCGCCCUUGGGAUAAUGGAGACAGAAUUGAUAAUGAGUCAGAAGGUGGGGAAGAUGCCGAGAAUCCAGAACAAGUUUUGGCAGAAUGUGCAGAAAAGUUUUCAACUUCAGAUUAUAUUAUGGAACCAGGAAUUUUCUCACAACUCAAACGGUAUUUUCAAUCUGGAGGAAAUCCAUUGCAGGUUAUCGAAGAGUUGUCACAAAAUUACACAGCUGUUGCUCAAAUGGCUAACUUGAUAGCUGAAUGGCUAAUAAUUGGAGGGGUAAAGGUUACUGAUGUUCAGGCAAUGGUUGAAAACCACUUGAAAGAAAUGAUACUUAAGACAUUUGACCCUAAAAAGGCUGACACAAUUUUCACUGAGGAAGGAGAAACACCAGCCUGGUUAACUCAAUUGAUAGAACAUCCAACAUGGAGAUCUUUGAUAUACAGAUUGGCAGAGGAAUAUCCAGAUUGUCUUAUGUUGAAUUUCACAAUAAAGCUCAUCUCUGAUGCUGGAUUUCAAGGCGAGAUUACGAGUAUCUCUACUGCUGCUCAACAGCUGGAAGUAUUUUCGAGAGUACUCAAAACAUCAAUAUCCAGUUUCCUAGUCAAUCCUGAAGAAUGGCAGAAUACUAGUAAAGAAUGUGCUAAAAUGGUUUGUCACGGACAGCAUACAUAUGUUUACAGUCAAGUGAUUAUACAUAUUCUGGCCCGGGAAUCUAAAGGAGGCAGCAGUAUGAAGAGGCUGUCACAGGAAAUAACAAAAUGCGCUCAGAAAAACGGAAACGACAUAACCCCAAUAACAAUGGCAUUGAACAGUGCAUCUGCAUAUCCCACAGCUUGUCAAGCUCUAACGGCUAUGCUGUCAAAGAAUAACUUGAAUCCUGCUGAUAUUACAGUACUUUACAGAAAUUAUAACGCAGCAGAUCCCCCGCCCAUAGAUUUGAUAAGGACACCACAAUUUUUAGGUAAAUUAUUGAAUUAUUUAUCAAAAUAUUGGUGUUUGAAUGGUAGUUAUUUGGUUAUUGUGAGUGGUUUGUUCUACGCUUUUAGUAGUAAUAGUAGAAUAUGUGUGAUUGAUGACUUGUCCGACAAUAAUGGAACACACUGUACCAUUAAACUCAACUUUACUUUACUACUACACNGUACCGUUACUGAACCCAGCUACUUCAAGCUAUGUACAGAACAUACUCCCAUACACUUAGCUUUGCUGGAUGAAGUUGUAACGUUACAUCCUCUGCUGCAUAAUCAAGUAUUAGAUUUGCUGAUUCGUUUAUUUGAAUCCAAACAAGACGACCUUGAAAUUUUAGUGCAGUUGGAGAUGAGAAAAAUGGUUCUGGAUAGAAUGGUAAAUCUUUUGUGUUCUGGAUUCGUAGUUCCAGUUGUGAAAUAUAUAAAACAAUGUUGGCAAAAGGGUGAUACUGAUAUUUCCUUGAUCAGAUAUUUCGUAACAGAGGUAUGUAUUGUAAUUACCAUUAUACUGACAUCCAGUUUUUCGAUAUCAUGGUACAAAAUGAGCCUUUGAUUCAUUGAUUUACAU